CCCCAUGUCAGAGGGAAAACCCUAUGAACCUGACAUGUCUUUGACAGAGAAGCAGCAGAUGAAUUUGGACACUGAGAGUGCAACACCUGCGAGCAGAAUGGAGGCUCAGUCCAGGUCCUCUCAUAAGUACCUGCUGCUGCAGGUGUGGUGUGGACUCCUGACUGUGGCCAUGGUGGUCAUGGCUGCACUCUUCACUUCAGUCAAACCAAAAUCAGCUGAGGGCGGGGUUUCUUCUCAGAAGUCAGAAUAUGUCACACCAACAGGAUGUUCUCACUCAUACAUCCAGUUAAUCAAAUAUGGUGGAUCCUGGCAGGCCGAACACAGCUGUGAGUCCUGCUCCCUCGAGCUCCGUGAAAACUCCAUCCACUGCUCACAAACCAGCCUGUACUUCCUCUACGCCCAGGUCACCUUCAGCAGGCACCCCAAGACAAGUCUAACCAAAACUGUGAUCCUGAAAAGAAACGCCUCUUCCUAUAUAAGCAAGAAGAUACUGGUGGAGGGGACGUUUCGGAACACGACAGAGGGCUCAGUGUGGGUGGGGAAGAUCGUCAGUCUCACAAAGGGGGACAGCAUCAGUUUAGAUAUCACAGAUGACUUUCUGACAGACAGCACUUUCUGGGGGGCUUAUCAGCUGCACUAGCAAUGCAGAUAUUCAGAGUGUGAGGUCGUAUAGGAGAGACUCAUUUGGUACAUCAUUAUUCCACCAAUAUGUUUUACUGGAUUCAACUCAAAUUCUCAAUGACUCUGUGAUAUGAGAUGAUGAUUCAAUCUUAGUUGUCACAGGUGUAAAGCUUUUUAAUCAUCCUUCAGGCCGAUAUGGAACACUAAAAUAUUCAGGGCUCCAUCAGGCCGGGAGAGGAAGGUAUCUUCCUGAAAGAGAUCUUUCAACAAAGGUUUAAAAGUUUGGAUCUCAUUGACCUGUACAAACAUAUACUUCCCUUAUGUACGGAAGCCAUAAAGGGACAUGCAUCAGUACUUUUAUUUUAUUUCAUAUCUAAAGAGUUUCCAAAGGGAAAUUUGCUUAACUUUCCUUUAUCACCAGAAAACAGUUUAUUUCAAGAUAAUGAGGUUGAUUCAUUCAUCAUACAGGGAACACCAGCUUCAUUAUCCCGAGAUUACAAGACAAGUAAGUUGAGAUCUUGAGAAAGCAUUUGGAAAAUACUUAUUUUGGGAAGAUAGAGGAAAAAAAAUGUAGAGUUGUAGAACUCAAAAUCGGUAUUGGUCUUGAGACCAUUAUUUGAAGGUUUCUGUCUCGUCUCGGAAUCAAAAGCAUUUUGUCUCUGUCUUGUCUCAGUCUCAGACUGGGCAGACUCCAGAUUCGAAAUCAAGACCACCACUGAAAGGCCAUUUUUCCAUAUCAUUACUUUUAUUCGAAGGAAAUCCUCCCUUUCUAAAAGAACAAUUAACUUACAUUGAUUCAUAAUUAGAUUUUCAACGCCGGUGAUAUUCAUCGGUGAUAUUUAUGGUCUUUGUCUUGUCUCGGUCUUGCCCUGCCUUUGUCUUGGUCUUGGGCUUGACUCGAUCUUGAUCCCUAAAUGUCUAUUUCUUGUCUCAGUCUCGGAGCCCUCUGGUCGAUUUCUUGGUCUCGGUUGCCUUGACUACAGUGCUAAUAAAAUAUAUGGAUGCAUGUCCACUAAGGGCUUCCGUACUUAUAAGUCCCUACCAUCCAUACUUCUGUGUCAGAAAUCAUGUGUACCAUUUGGUGCUUUGUUUAAUAUAACUCUCUAAAACUCUAAUAAAUGUAGUGAUGGAUAGCCCCGCGAGAUGAAUCAUACCGUUUUCAAGGGGGUUUUCAGUGCCAGAAUAUAUUUAAGUAUUUAAUAUAAGUGUUGCAUUCAUGUGUAAUUUAUAAAAUCAAUAUUAUAUUGCUUUGCGUUCCUUUAAUGGAAUCCAAAUGGGAUAAAGAGUGUAUCAUCUAAAUACCAAAGAGCCCAUUUCUUGACUUUUUUACUUCCAUUAUUUGUUGCCAACCUGUAUUUUGAGCCAAUGUUUUAAUAUUUUUUGCAUUCUAAGGUUUUAUUUUUGCCUGAUUUAAUGUUUCUUUUCAUGCUCUUACUUCAAUGUAUCAAUGUUUUAUUUUGAACUCUGUAAAGUUACUUUGAAUUGCUCCUUGUUGCUUUAUAAAUAAACUUGUCUUGCCAGCUGA
Labrus bergylta (ballan wrasse) is the source of this 2146-nucleotide messenger RNA. It is a transcript of the gene lta, whose product is annotated as lymphotoxin alpha (TNF superfamily, member 1). Lineage: Eukaryota; Metazoa; Chordata; Actinopteri; Labriformes; Labridae. Gene Ontology annotation, biological process: immune response. The record is from RefSeq and is a predicted model, not a curated record. Gene Ontology annotation, cellular component: membrane. Gene Ontology annotation, molecular function: tumor necrosis factor receptor binding.